Messenger RNA from Pangasianodon hypophthalmus (striped catfish), 8758 nucleotides. It is a transcript of the gene rptor, whose product is annotated as regulatory associated protein of MTOR, complex 1. Gene Ontology annotation, molecular function: protein binding; protein-macromolecule adaptor activity. The transcript is spliced from 37 exons. Gene Ontology annotation, cellular component: TORC1 complex; cytoplasm. Lineage: Eukaryota; Metazoa; Chordata; Actinopteri; Siluriformes; Pangasiidae. The record is from RefSeq and is a predicted model, not a curated record. Gene Ontology annotation, biological process: cellular response to starvation; positive regulation of protein serine/threonine kinase activity; cellular response to amino acid stimulus. Bases 559 to 4683 code for a protein of 1374 amino acids.
CUCCUGUGGUGCAUUCUGGGCGUGCGACAAGAUGGCGGCGCCCUUGCGCGAGUGCUGAGCAACAAUUCGUGUCGGCGAAGGAAAAAAAACGAAAAAAAAAAAAAAGAAGCAAAAGUGAAAACUCGAUUUCGCUGCACUUUUUCCACUCAGAGAAGAAGAAAGAGAAAGACGACGCGCAGGCGCGCGCACACGCGUUUAUUCGCGCUCGAGCGCUGAGUCCUCGAGAGUCAGCGUGAAUGAAAGUGAAAAUGAUGAUGAAGAGGAAGAUGAUGGUGGUGGUGAUGAUGAUGAUCAUGGUGGUGGUGGGCCUGCGUCCGAUCCGUUCCCCCUAAUGAAGAAUCGUCCUCACGUUUCCCUUCCAAACAUAAAGUACAGUAGAAAUAAACACACCAGACGACUAUCAUUGGAUUUUUCUCGCGGCUCGUGCUCGAGAUUGUGGACGCUGCCGUGUCGUUUGCAAGGUCUGAGCACAUUACACACGAGCUGAGCUGAGCUGAGCUGAGCUGGCAUGCUGUGCGAUCUGGGACGCGGCCCGAGUGUGUUAACUGCAUAAGCCUAAUGAAAAUGGACGUGGAGCUGCUUCACUCGCCCGCCGUGGCUCUCUCUGAGGAAGACGAGGCCGACAUGAGCGACUGGAAUCUUCCUCUCGCCUUCAUGAAGAAACGGCACCUGGAGAAGAUCGAGGGCUCGAAAGCGCUCGCACAGAGCUGGAGGAUGAAGGACAGGAUGAAGACGGUGAGCGUCGCACUCGUUCUCUGCCUGAACGUUGGAGUCGACCCUCCUGACGUGGUGAAGACGUCGCCCUGCGCCAGACUGGAGUGCUGGAUAGAUCCUCUCUCAAUGAGUCCACAGAAGGCUUUAGAGACGAUCGGGGCGAACCUGCAGAAACAGUACGAGAACUGGCAACCCAGGGCGCGCUAUAAGCAGAGUUUAGACCCCACAGUGGACGAGGUGAAGAAGCUGUGUACGUCUCUGAGGAGGAACGCUAAAGAGGAGCGCGUCCUGUUCCACUACAACGGACACGGCGUCCCCCGUCCCACCGUCAACGGAGAGAUCUGGGUCUUUAACAAGAACUACACCCAGUACAUCCCUCUGUCCAUCUAUGACCUGCAGACGUGGAUGGGGAGUCCCUCCAUCUUUGUAUACGACUGCUCCAACGCCGGCAUCAUCGUCAAGUCCUUCAAACAGUUCGCACUGCAGAGAGAGCAGGAGCUGGAGCAGGUGGCGGCGAUAAACCCGAACCACCCUCUGGCGCAGAUGCCCCUCCCUCCAUCCAUGAAGAACUGCAUCCAGCUAGCAGCGUGUGAAGCUAACGAGCUCCUGCCCAUGAACCCUGACCUCCCUGCUGACCUGUUCACCUCCUGCCUGACCACGCCCAUCAAAAUCGCCCUGCGCUGGUUUUGUAUGCAGAAAAGCGCCAAGCUGGUGCCAGGAGUCACACUGGACCUGAUCGAGAAGAUCCCCGGGCGUCUGAAUGACAGGAGGACGCCGUUAGGAGAGCUCAACUGGAUAUUCACCGCUAUCACAGACACCAUCGCGUGGAAUGUACUGCCUAGAGAUCUUUUUCAGAAACUCUUCCGCCAGGAUCUGUUGGUUGCCAGUCUGUUCCGUAACUUCCUAUUGGCCGAGAGGAUCAUGAGGUCAUACAACUGCACUCCGGUUAGCAGCCCCAGGUUACCGCCCACCUACAUGCACGCCAUGUGGCAGGCGUGGGACCUAGCGGUGGAUAUUUGCCUCUCGCAGCUUCCCACCAUCAUCGAGGAGGGCACGGCCUUCAGGCACAGUCCAUUUUUCGCGGAGCAGCUCACGGCGUUUCAGGUGUGGCUUACUAUGGGGGUGGAGAACAGAAACCCUCCUGAGCAGCUCCCUAUCGUUCUACAGGUCCUCCUCAGUCAGGUGCACAGGUUGCGAGCGUUGGACCUGUUGGGCCGUUUCCUGGACCUCGGACCCUGGGCUGUCAGCCUGGCUCUCUCUGUAGGGAUUUUUCCGUAUGUGUUGAAGUUGUUACAGAGUUCAGCGCGAGAGCUUCGUCCUCUCCUCGUCUUCAUCUGGGCCAAAAUCCUCGCCGUGGACAGUUCCUGUCAGGCUGAUCUGGUGAAGGAUAACGGUCAUAAGUACUUCCUGUCAGUCCUCGCUGAUCCGUACAUGCCGGCCGAGCAUCGCACCAUGGCCGUCUUCAUCCUGGCAGUUAUAGUCAACAGCUACAACACGGGACAGGAGGCGUGUCUGCAGGGGAACCUGAUUGCGAUCUGUCUGGAGCAGCUGAGCGACCCUCACCCUCUCCUGCGUCAGUGGGUGGCCAUCUGCCUCGGCCGCAUCUGGCACAACUUCGACUCGGCUCGGUGGUGCGGCGUUCGAGACAGCGCUCACGAGAAGCUCUACAGCCUCCUGUCAGACCCCAUACCUGAGGUACGAUGUGCGGCCGUGUUUGCGUUGGGGACCUUCGUGGGAAAUUCGGCAGAGAGGACAGAUCAUUCCACCACCAUCGACCACAACGUGGCCAUGAUGUUAGCGCAGCUCAUCAACGACGGGAGCCCCAUGGUCAGGAAGGAGCUGGUGGUGGCUCUGAGUCACCUGGUGGUUCAGUACGAGAGCAACUUCUGCACUGUCGCUCUUCAGUUUAUGGAGGAGGAGAAGAACUAUGCAGCGCCCUCACCUGCUAACACUACAGAGGCGGGGAACGUGACUCCGGUGAGGGAGCGAGACAGUCCGGCGGUCCCUCGUCUCCGCCCCGUUAACUCGUACACCAACAUCCGAGCGGCUAGCAGCGCCCGCAACCUCAACAAGAGCCUCCAGAACCUCAACCUCAACGAGGAAGGCGGCCCCGUGACCUUCUCCCCCGGUAACCUGAGUGCGAGCAGCAGUGCCAGCAGCACCCUGGGCAGCCCCGAUAACGACGAGUACCUCCUGUCUUUCGAGACCAUCGAUAAGAUGAGACGGGUCAGCUCGUACUCAUCCCUCAACUCCCUCAUCGGUGUGUCCUUUAACAGCGUGUACACACAGAUCUGGCGUGUGUUAUUACACCUGGCGGCUGAUCCGUUCCCGGAGGUGUCUGAUUUGGCCAUGAAGGUGCUGAACAGCAUUGCCUAUAAGGCUACAAUGAACGCUCGGCCGCAAAAGAUUCUGGACUCGGGUUCUCUCACCCAAUCAGCACCCGCCAGUCCAACCAGCAAGGGAACACUCAUACACCAAGCUGGCGGGUCUCCGCCCAUCCCGGGCGUGUCCAGUUCCAGCCUGACCAACGAUGUGCCGAAGCCACCACAAGCCCCGCCCACUCGCCCCCCGUACACGCCCACUCUGGGCUCUCAGGCUCCGCCCCACUCACACCAAUUCUCACGAACACGCAAAAUGUUCGACAAGGGACCUGACCAGAUGGCAGAGGAUGGGGACGAGACUCCCGCUCACAGGAACUUCAUCAGUGUGACGCUGCAGACCGGACUGUGUGACUGGAGCGCCAAAUACUUUGCACAACCUGUCAUGAAGAUCCCGGAGGAGCACGACGUGGAGAGUCAGGUGAGGAAGGAGAGAGAGUGGAGGUUCCUGAGGAACGCCGGAGUGCGCCGACAGAGCCAGCGUAUCACACAGAGAGGAAUCACCCGAUUGGACGAUCAGAUCUUCAUUAACAGGAACCCCGGAGUGCCUUCAGUGGUGAAGUUUCACCCGUUUAACCCCUGCAUCGCCGUCGCAGAUAAAGACUCCAUCUGUUUCUGGGACUGGGAGAAAGGCGAGAGGUUGGAUUAUUUCUAUAACGGGAAUCCUCGAUACACUCGCAUCACAGCCAUGGAGUACCUGAACGGACACGACUGCUCCCUCCUCCUCACCGCCACUGAUGACGGAGCGUUACGAAUCUGGAAGAACUUUGCGGACCAGCGGAAUCCCGAGAUGGUGACGGCGUGGCAGGGUCUCUCAGACAUGCUGCCCACCACACGAGUGUGUGGAAAAGCGUUUUGGAAUUGCAGCGUGAGUCGGGACUCUAGAGAGAACCCCGGCUGCUCUGGUUUAGCUCGGCGGGUUUCAAUCUAUCUUGACAGAAGUAAGCAGGGAGGUGCAGGAAUGGUGGUGGACUGGGAACAAGAGAACGGGCUCCUCAUGACCUCUGGAGAUGUUCGAGUCAUCCGGAUCUGGGACACAGAGAGAGAGAUGAAGGUCCAGGACAUCCCGACGGGAGCAGACAGCUGCGUCACGAGUGUGUCAUGUGACCCGCAGCGUUCCCUUGUGGCGGCCGGCCUCGGAGACGGAUCGGUGCGUGUGUAUGACCGCAGGAUGGCUCCCAAUGAGUGCCGUGUGAUGACAUAUCGGGAGCAUGGUGCGUGGGUGGUGAAGGCUCACCUGCAGAGAGAGACAGACGGACACAUCAUCAGUGUUAGUGUAAAUGGAGAUGUGCGUUUCUUUGACCCCCGGAUGCCCGACUCCAUCAACGUGUUGCAGACUGUGAAGGGACUGACGGCGCUCGACAUCCACCCACAGGCCAACCUGUUCGCCUGUGGUUCUAUGAAUCAGUUCAUCGCCGUGUAUAACUCCAGUGGUGAUGUCAUCAGUAAUAUUAAAUACUAUGAUGGCUUCAUGGGGCAGAGGAUCGGCGCCAUCAGCUGCUUAGCUUUCCACCCGUACUGGCCGCACUUGGCCGUGGGCAGUAACGACUACUACAUGUCCAUCUACUCAGCGGACAAGAGACUGAGAUAACACCGUGACCUCUGACCUUUUGACCUUACGUGCCCCACGUGGGCGGGAUGUAAAUGACUUCUUGUACAUAUGCAACUACCACCAUGAAUGUUUAGUGAAGGCUGCUGAACUCUCACAGUCACUAUUGGAAUAACAACAGUAAUAAUAGAGUCAUUAUUAUUAUUAUUAUUAUUAUUAUUAUUAUUAUUAUUAUUAUUUUGGAGUUCUUGAUUGUAGACUUGGCUGUGCUGAGCAGUGUGUAUAUUUAAACUGCAAUUAUCAAAAACAGAUACAUAUAUUUUACAGAUCAGUGAAGGAGGCAGAGAAGUUGCCUCUCUUUGGAGUCUAAAAAGGGGCGGGGCCUGGGGGGCAGGAAGUGCCCAGGGUACUCUUUACUAAUGCAUUAUAUUGAGAUAUGGAGUGUUAUAAGUGGGUGGAGUCUUGCUGUUAAUACUUUAUGUGAGAUAUAGAGUCUGAAAAGGGGGCGGAGUCUAGGAGUGUGGGUGGAGUCUUAUAACAAAUGCAUCAUGUGACCGUGGGAGUUGAAAAAAGGGUGUAGUCUGGGAGUGUGGGCCUAGAAGUGGGUGGAGUCUUAUAACAAAUGCAUUAUGUGAAAGAAGGGGCGGAGUCUGGGAGAUGGGUCUCAAAUCAGGGGCCUUUAAAGGGGGUGGGCUCUAGGAGUGUGGGCCUAGAAGUGGGUGGAGUCUUAUAACAAAUGCAUUACGUGAGACCAGGGGCCUUAAAAGGGGACGGGAUUCAGACAUAAUGCAUUACAUAAUGCAUUGGUUUUGACCAUGAGAAAGGGGCGGAGUCUGACAGCAGAGACUUGAAAGUGGGUGGAGUCACACUAUUAAUGCAAUAUGAGAUUGAGUGUCUACAAAGGGGUGGAGUCUGAGGGUCAUCUCUUGCCAAUGCAUUUUAUGAGAUUGGGAGUCUAGAAAAGGGGCGGAGUCUGAGAUUGGUAGCCUGGAGGUGGGUGGGGUCAUGCUGCUAUUGCAUUAUAAGAUUAUGUGUCUAGAAAAGGGGUGGAGUCUUGGAGUUUGUGGGGGUCACACUGUUAUUGCAUUAUAUGAGAGAAGGAGAUGAAAAGGGGCGGAGUCUUGAAGUCAGUUCUCAAUAUUAAUGCAUUAUGUGGGCGGGGUCUGAGAGAGUGUAGCCCAAAAGUGGGCGGUACCUGGCCCUGGAUGAGGUUGUAAAGGUUGGUAGGGGUGAUGUCAAGCAAUGAACACACACACACACACACACACACUCCAAAUGCAUUGUUUAUACAUGUGCUGAUGUCACGAUUAUCACAAAUACUUAAUCACGGUUCACGAUAUUGCAUUAAAAAAAGAACUCAAGGAGCACAAACAUGUCUCCUGUCAUCUACAGGACAGUUUAUCGUAUCGUAGAUGUUUAACAUCGAGGUAUAUCGUACAACUGAUUAUUGCCCCGUGCCUCAUAUACGCGCUCCAACUGCAUAAGGAGGUUUUAGAUCCUUUAGGAUCAGUGAAGUAAAGCUGCUUAAUGCAUCAUUCUCUCUGAUCCAUCUCUGAGUAGCAUGUUUUCUCACACACUUGCCUCAUGGCUUAGCCCUUAGCUUGUAUAAUCUGAAUGUGUAAAAUGCAUGCAUGUGCCAAAAAACACUUAAUCUGGAUAUUUUUGUUUUCGUUACACAAUUUUAUUUUACACUUUUCUGGAACUCUCAUCUACGAAACAGAACGGUUACUUCUCCGACAAUGAUGUAUACGACACUUCACAUGCAUCCUGGAAUAUUGUCCUGAUAAUCUGUUAUGUGAUAUAUUAUGUUACACCAUGGGAAAAUACUCCUUCCUGAUUGGCUGGUGGGUACGUGUACGUUUUUUCACUCGUUUUGCGCAGAAGCUCUGCAUUUUAACAUAUUUUGCUACAAGUUAUUAAUCAGAAAUACGCAAAAAGAGCCAGAUGAACCAAGCGACAUGUGAAUCUGGAGUGAUUGACAGAUGCGUAGGUGGGAACUCUCCGAUAUUAACUGAUCCCCUGGAAGCCCCGCCCCCUUUUCCUCCAUCUUAGAUUAUUAAUCUCUCAUCUUGUCUCGAUUUUCCUGGUUGAAAGAUGUCCUCACUUUCUGUCACAGUAAACAGAGAGAGUUUAGAGUUCAUUAAUGUGAAAUAAAAUCUAGCAGUGUGUGUUCCACUUAGCUAUCAUUAGACGAGUAUAUAAUUAACAUCGGUUCAGUAUCUUUAUUGAAAAAUUCGAUGAAAAAUAGACCUACAGUGAAGUGCCAAACCUAACACUUUACAAAUCAUUUUAAUGGUAGUGAUUUAAAAACACUUUGCUGUCCUGUGUGGUCAAGACUCUCACGCUAGAAAAUAGACAAGUGAUGUGAGAACGGAAAAAAAAAAACGCAGCAGUUUGAAACCGAGGCUUCGUAAAUGUUCGUAAACGAAACUGAGAGGCUUCGUAAAUGUUUCUCAAUGAUAUAAAAAUAACAUGGAGAAACAUUUACGAAGCCUCUGAGUGUUUAAACACCGCAGAGUAUCGGUGAUAUAAGUGCGUUAUCAGGGAGGCUUUAUUACACCAUCACUACCCCAGUUUCAUUUGCGAACAAGCCUCCUAUGUAGGGGAAAAAAAACGUCCUUACCAAAUGUAAUUGUAAAUGUGGAAAUGAUGUAAAUUAUAGUAUCGUGGACCGUGAUAAAAAGUUGGACAAUUAUCGUGACAACAUCGGCACAUGCCUCAUCCUACAUAUAUAUUCUACUUCACUCUAAUAGGACGGAUUGUUUUAUAUACACUGACUUCCUCUAGUGAAACAGGACUCACUUCUGAACACUGCUGGGGGAAAAACUGUAUCUUGGGGAACCUUUAAAGGUUCUAUGGAGAACCCUAUAACCUGGUGUUUACCUGUAAUACAGGGUUCCAACCUUUUUCUUUUCCUUUAAAGUUGUAUGAAACAUUUCAUUUUUGUUGUUUACAUUAUAUGCGGUUUUCUGAUUAUUUCUCACCCUGUUUCAGUACCGUAUUUAACACGUCCUCGUCUUUACCACUUCCCCUCACUUCCUGUCACAUGAGGGACCACUAUAGGUACAAAGCAACACGUGUGGAACAGCUUGCUAACUAGUUAUUGGCAAUGCAGUUUGACUUACAAAGUCUAAUAAAUGGAACAAAAUUCAUUUCACUGAUGUAGAAACGACCAUUAAAGGUGCGGUUUGUAAUUUUACAAUUUAUUUCUAGACUCGUAGCAAUCGAGAAAUCAUAAAGAUUCCUUAGUAAAACUGUAUUUUGCAAAUUGCCAUACAAUCAACUCUGCUAGUUUUUUGUUUCAGACUUGUGUUUAAAUUCUUAAUGGUCCAUAAAAUUAGCUCCGCCCCCACAACCCCCAUUCCCCCCAGUCAGACCAGAGCAAGCAGCUCAGUCUGGGCCGGUUUUCUUACAACACAUCUUACAAGGAAUGUGCUGUUUCAGCAGAUAGCAUGGGGUUGUUUAUUAGGGGACAGGGAAAAGGUAGAUGAUGUAAUUGUUUUUUGUUUAUUUACCUCACAAUCAGCAGAGGGCGCUAAAUAUCGCACACUGCUCCUUUAAGAUGGCGAAGAAGUUUCAACCAGUGGAAGACUUAAAGAGGGCGUGUUAAAACAGUACUUGUGAAUUUGUUUAUUGUUUUUUUUUGUGUGUGUGUGUAUGUUGCUUGUUGUUCUUGUUUAUGGCUUCUUCUGCCGCGAUGCUGUUGACGAUAUUUCAGCUGAAAAUCUCUCCACACACACAUCUCACUGUCCUCGCGUAUAACUUUAGCCGCCAAACGCAAAUUUAAAAAAAAAAAAAAACAGCAGCCCACAACCAAUCGGACUGAUUUCAGGAGCUUAAAAUGAAGGACUUCAGCCCGUGACCCACCUCACGCCCGCUGCAGCGCCCUCUAGAGGAGCGGACGACUCCCCGAUGCACACCCGUACGACUAUCUCGCUUUGAGUUUUAAUGUUUUAGAUUGAAAAUGUUGAAAAAAAAAAAAAAAAAAGAGAAGCUAGUAGAAUGAACUGAUGCAAUCAGGUGUUCUCUCUGUGACUGUAGACUGCUUUUGCUGGCUGUGGUUUUUAUGACAGGAGAAGAAAUCGUUCAAAUAAAACCAAAUAUGAAUAUGAAUGAA